Molecule: messenger RNA, 711 nt
Organism: Centruroides sculpturatus (bark scorpion)
Lineage: Eukaryota; Metazoa; Arthropoda; Arachnida; Scorpiones; Buthidae
Gene: Pfdn2
Product: prefoldin subunit 2-like
Exons: 3
Coding region: 35-511 (158 amino acids)
Biological process (GO): protein folding
Cellular component (GO): cytoplasm; prefoldin complex
Molecular function (GO): protein folding chaperone
Source: RefSeq, a predicted model, not a curated record
GGCAACACUGUCUAUUAGUCUCGUUUCAAUCAAAAUGGCAGCGGAAGAGAAGAAGAACACUAAGCAAGAUAAAGAGAAGAAAUUAAACCAAGAACAAAUUAUAAAUGGUUUCAACCAAUUGAGACAAGAACAGAGAGCGUUAGUGGCUAAACUCGCCGAAUUAGAACUUGAAUUAAGUGAACAUAAUUUAGUAGCAGAUGCUCUAAAAGAAGUUCCAGAAGGCAGGAAAUGUUUCAGAAUGAUUGGAGGUGUUCUUGUAGAACGUACUGUUAAAGAAGUCUUGCCUGCAGUUCUGAACAACAGAGAUCAGCUCGAAAAGGCUAUUGAAAAUCUGAAAGAACAAAUAGCAUCUAAAGGAACAGAACUAAACAGCUUCAAAGAAAAGUAUAGCAUUCAAGUACAGGAAUCGGCUUCUAUACCAGUACAGGAACAGGCCUCGAUGCCGGUAUCUUCAAAAGAGGAGGAGGAUUCUAAAAUAGCACCAAGUGUCUUAGUGGAAAAUAAAGCUUAAAAGAACUGUGUGAAGUCAGCUUGUGAAAUUUAAAAAGAAAAAAAAACUCUAAAAAAAUGUCACAUUUACAAUUUGUUAAUAUUUGAUUUCAUAUUUAAUACUUAUUGUGUUGUUCAAUUUAUUUUUGAUCUUGCCUGUGUUGUUUCUGCAUAAAUUUUGUAACUACUAAUAAAGGUAAAAUAGGAUUUUUGUAUAUUUUU